This is a messenger RNA of Gadus morhua (Atlantic cod), 2814 nucleotides long. RefSeq names its product distal-less homeobox 4b (gene dlx4b). Gene Ontology annotation, biological process: embryo development; regulation of transcription by RNA polymerase II; cell differentiation. The record is from RefSeq and is a predicted model, not a curated record. The coding region runs from base 294 to 1151 and encodes 285 amino acids. Gene Ontology annotation, molecular function: RNA polymerase II cis-regulatory region sequence-specific DNA binding; DNA-binding transcription factor activity, RNA polymerase II-specific. NCBI's taxonomy places the organism in Eukaryota, Metazoa, Chordata, Actinopteri, Gadiformes, Gadidae. The transcript is spliced from 3 exons.
UGGAGACGGAGGCGCGCGCUGCGUCUACAUGCAACAAGAGGUGUGUGGAGAAUCAGCACAGGUUUACAAUGAUAUAAAGACUUAGUCCCAUUUGCUUUUCCCCCCCCCCUCCCUAUUCUUUUUCAACGUUUUUAAGAAUAUCGGCGGUUUGGGGAAAUAUAUUUUUUUACUCAAGCAAUGCGCUGGGAUUGAUUGUUGUUUUGCUCCAAGUGUGUCGUAGUCUCGGAGCUGCCGACAUAACUCAUGAAAGUCUCUUCGAAGCGACGCUUUUAUGGACUCGUGCGUUCUGGUUAAUGAUGUCUAUGGGGUUUACGCCUGACAGCCUGAAUGCCUCCGAUCCCGCAAAAUCGGCCUUUCUAGAAUUCGGCCACGGACAUCCGGGACUCAACCAGCACCAACACCAGCAGCAGCAACAACACCAACACCAACACCCCGCAACGGGACUCUCUCACAUCUAUCCCGUCCAUGGGUUGCACGCGAGCGGGCACUCUCAGCACGAGAGCUCCUUCGCUCACAGCGCGUCCUCGUACGGGCGCUCUCUGGGCUACUCGUACCCAGGCGCGGGGAACGCUCACCCCCCGUCCGCGUACGGGCCGUACCAGCACAGUAACCCAAGCAACAGUAACGUCCACCUGGCUCACUCGAGGUCGUCAGAGGAGACGGAUCGCGAGAAGUCGACUGUGAUUGAAAACGGGGAGAUACGCCUGAAUGGCAAAGGCAAGAAGAUCCGCAAACCCCGCACCAUCUACUCCAGCCUGCAGCUGCAGGCGCUCCACCAGCGCUUCCAGCAGACCCAGUACCUUGCGCUGCCGGAGCGCGCUGACCUGGCGGCCAAACUGGGGCUGACGCAGACGCAGGUAAAGAUCUGGUUCCAGAACAAGCGCUCCAAGUACAAGAAGAUCAUGAAGCACGGCGGUGUGGCGGAAGGGGAGCAUCUCCACAGCACCUCGUCGGUUUCCCCGGCCUGCUCCCCCGUGCUCCCCCAGCUCUGGGAGGUGUCCAUGGCCAACAAAGGGACGCCCAUGCAUCCCACCAAUUACAUGAACAACUUUGGUCACUGGUACCCAAACCACCACCACCACCGACCCCACCCGCACCACCACCCCCACCCCCACCAGCAGGAGCCCCCAGGUCGGCCUCACAUGAUGUGAAAUCGAGGUUAUCUUUUUGUCGUGUAUGGCCAAGAUGCUCGAUCUAUACGCAUGGAGCGUGUUGUACUAUCAAGGACGAUUUCUCAGCUAUAGGCCUGUAUACUUUUCAAACGACUUUUGAAACAACAUUUAGUGUUUUUGUGUGUUUUUCAAUUCGAUUUGUUUCUUAUGCGUCUUUUUAUGGACUUGUCUCGGGUGUGUGAGUGCGUGUGCGUGCGCGUGCGUGUGCGUGUGUGUGUGUGUGUGUGUGUGUGUGUGUGUGUGUGUGUGUGUGUGUGUGUGUGUGUGUGUGUGUGUGUGUGAGUGUGAGUGUGUGCGUGUGUGUGUUUUGAUUGAUUUUAGAUUGAAUAGGUGAGCUAACUCGUUAUGUUAACGUGGCAACAUAUAACGUGGUUCUAGGUUCGGUUUCGUUGAAAGAUUCAAUGCGCUUCGAAUUUACAAAAGUGGGCGAAAAUGAUGAGCCGCUUCUGGAGACACCGACAUGAGCUGUUUGAUGGUAUUGGCGUCACAGACUUCAAUUUUAAUAUGCAAAUACUAAAGAACAAUGUAAAUUAACAGCUGGAAUAAAAAAUAUGCUUUGAUUGGCAAUAAUUGUUUUAAGUGAUCGUUAUUUUAAGAAUCACUUUGUUUUUCUAAUGCGUCAUCCUUAUUAUUAGUCUUAGUAUUAUUGCGUAAUAUUAUCAUUCUAUUUAAUUAGGAUUUGUUGUUUUUUAUGCAGGGUUUUUUAUUUAUUCGGGGCUAUACUAUUAUUAUAGUAAGGCUACUAGUAGGCCUACUUACACUUUUCGAAGUGUCCAUUGCAUCUUCAGCCCACAAAAAUAUAGCCUUAUCAAAUAUGAAAUGUAAUCUAUUCAAAUGUAAUUAAUAAAAUCAGACUAAAUAUUAGGCCAAACAUAUUCACGGGUAAAUUAUGCCUAUAGGCUACGUUAAAAAUCAGCCUAGGCUUUGUGCACAUAAUUUGAACAAUUAAAACGUCACAACAUGUUAGUGUAUCCAGCAGGUUGACUGACUUUAAAUACAGCUUUGGAUAUGGGUCAUUUGUAAAGGCCUAGUCUACCCAUAAAUUGUAUGUCAACGCAGCCUGGCAACUGAACUGGUAUUCUGUGUAUCACACCGUGGCUCGACAGGCAGGUGGUGGUAAAAGAUCCAUGCAAUAACAACAUACGUAAGGCGUUGACGUAUAGAGGAUCACGUUACACCGUAAAAAGAGUUAGGGCUUUUACACAUCCCCAAAAUCCAACGUAGUUUAAUGUUAUACAAGGUUUAAUGUUCACAGAAAUGUUAAAGUUAAAAUAAAUACAGAAAAAAAAGAAAGAAAGAGAAAGAUAAGAACACCCAAAAAAUACGAAGCAAAGUAAAUGGCUCUUUUACUUUGAGGGAAUGGUUACAGUCUCUCUCGUGUUUUAGGACGACCGGCCUCAAUGUAUAUGUUUAAAUAGCAAGUUGAUUGAUUGCGAUUUUUCUUCUAAUCUAAAGGCGAUGAGCUCAUUGCGUGAAUGUGGGAACAAGUAUAUUUUAAUGAAAUGCUGAGGCAAAUCGCUGUAUCGUUGACCGAACGUUAACGGUGAAAAAUAGUUUUUUGUACUGAUUUCCACAUGUUUGGCCUUAAACUGUUUAAACAUUAAGAGCAGACUAUUUAUAAACGAUGGGCCUACUGUAAACA